Bactrocera oleae (olive fruit fly) is the source of this 3846-nucleotide messenger RNA. Its product is annotated as beta-1,3-galactosyltransferase 1. Lineage: Eukaryota; Metazoa; Arthropoda; Insecta; Diptera; Tephritidae. Gene Ontology annotation, molecular function: hexosyltransferase activity. Gene Ontology annotation, cellular component: Golgi membrane. The record is from RefSeq and is a predicted model, not a curated record.
GAUAUUUAGGUACGGUAACUCUAGCCGACAGCUGUUGUGCGGUCAGUUCAAUCAAUUAUUUGUUUGCGCAUUUGUUGCUAAAUUAUAUUGUUAGCAUGAUAUAAAGGUGUAUAUUUGUGCAAAAUUAAUCAUUUAAUUACCAUGGUGUUAUCUAAAAUCAUAUCGGAGAGCGCUGCAUUAUCUGCUGUAAAAUAAAUUUGAAGGGUUUACUCGAAAUACUCGUGAUCAAUAUAACGCCAAAGAUGACGUCGUGCUAAACCGGUCGACAAAGGAAACAGGAGUUGCAUGCAUUAUUUACUCUACGCAGGCAAAAAAAUAACAACACUAAUUAAGGUCGCUUCAUGGCCAUUUAAUGCACUUUAGAUUGAAUAUGCUGAUAGUUAACGUUUGUUGCACGCAAAAUGGUUCCGGGUCAACAUGAAAAGCGCUUAUUACUGCCGCAAAGGAGUCAUCACAAUCGCGAAAUCACUGAUAUCUAUUCCUCUGCUGAAUUUGAAUCCGCAGAGGUUGGUAAUAGUGAAAUGGAUUGCAGUGAUGAAGACCUUGAGUAUAAGAGGACAUUGCAGCAGUAUUAUGCGAAGCACGAGUUUUCUUUCAUUCAAAUAAUGAUGUCGGGAUUGCGUUGGCGAAAACGUGCUGUAAUACGUAUAUUAUGUUGUACAAUGGUAUUGCUUUUAAUGUUAAUGUCAUUUUACAUGCCGCUUAUUCCGAACAUGCAAACACGACAUACUGCACUACCGGAUUGGGACUUCAAUACGUCUAGAAAUUUAGCUGAUUAUGUGCUGCCUGACAACAAAACAGUGAUUUUAGAACCUCAGCUUGGGUGUCAAAAUAAGUUGUUUCUGCUUGUUGUAGUUUGUUCAAGUAUGCAGAACUUUGCCAUAAGACAAGUCAUUCGUGAAACAUGGGGCAACACAUCACGCUUCAAUAUUGGCAUGUUUACGAAACUACAUAAGCGUUUUGAAGGUCAAUACUUGCAACCGUCACCAGAACGCCUACAUUACUAUAGCAAAUUCCUAAAUCUAUCAACAAAUAACACAUAUACUAUUCCUGAUGUGAUACCGAUGAAAGUUUAUUUUAUGUUGGGUCGCAGUGCUGAUUUGUCAAAUGAAACAUCAUCACUUGUACGCUCAGAGUCCGAACAAUACGGCGAUAUUAUACAAGAGAAUUUCAUCGAUACAUAUAACAAUCUGACCCUCAAAUCAGUGUUUGCUCUAAAAUGGAUGAUUCAACGUUGCGCACAACAUUCAGCAUUUUUUAUGAAAGUAGAUGAUGAUACUUUCUUGAAUGUGCCAAAUCUGUUGCACUAUCUACUAGGUGGCACUCUUCCGCUCUACAACGAUACUUUGGAUUUGUAUGACACACACACCUACCAUGUAUUAUCACCACGAAAUCGCUUCAAGAGUACAAGAAAUUACCUGGGAGGACAUUUGUUUUGUUCCUCACGACCAGUUUCGCUGGUUAGCAAUAAAUGGUAUAUGCCAUAUUAUAUGUUUCCGGGCGAUAAAUAUCCAAAGUACUUGAGUGGCUCCGCGUAUGUUAUGUCUGCGGACGUGGUACCACGAUUAUACCAAGCCGCUUUCAAUACCACCUUCAUACACAUCGAAGAUGUCUACUUAACAGGCAUAUGCGCUGAAAAAAUUCACCUGCCCCGUCAUCACAAUGCACUAUUUAGUUAUACACGUGCCAGGGACUGGUGCAGUUUUCGUGGAAGCAUCACACAACAUGAAGUGAAAGAUGAGAGUAUGUUGGAUGCAUAUUUAUAUGUGACCAAUACGAGCUUGUAUUGCGCACCUCCUGCUAAAUAUAUGAAUAAGCGCUUACAUAAGCAAAUCGGCUGUGUUUGAGUAUAUGAAAAAUGAGACUGUCAUUGCGAAUGUUAUAUUAUGUUUUUGGUAUAUUUCGAUUAUUGUCAUAUUUUAAUACUCUUUAGUUAUCUUUAUUUUGUUUUUUGUUUUGUUUUCACAUAUGCACCACCGUUAAGAAUGUGCUUCGCAUUAGAUUAAGUUGAAGAAAAAGUGCGCAACUAUAUACACAUGUAUUUAUAUAUAAGGAGUUAUUAUAUUUAAGUAUUUAAAAGCUACAUAUUAUUUUAAAGAUAUUUUAAAUUUGCUCUUAACUGUAUUAUAUGAAAUCUGCUACAAAACCAUUUCGCACAAGUUAAGAAAGUAAGCAAACAAAUAGUACACACAAGAGCAAAAUCAGUUUAUUAUUUUAAGUAUUUAUACAUGUAUGUGUGCAUGUAUCUAAACUAACCUAUGCAUGUCUCAUUACACGAUUAGGCUUAAUGAUAACACCUUGACAUUAUUUCAAAUUCCAUGUAACUGAUAACAUUUAUGAAAAAGUUUUCACUAAAGGUUAUCAAACUAUUCCUAUGGAUUAAGCGAAAGUCUGUCAUUGCUUAACAGUUGGAAACUGAAAGUUCUAUUCAUAAAAUACGAAAUUAUAAAUGCAUGGAAACAUAUCUUGAUAAAAAGUGUAUUAUGUCGACUUGGUAUAAUUUCGUUGCCGUCGUUUUACAUUUAUAGUUUGUGAAUUCACCGAAUUCGAUCUGUAUAUUUGAUAUACUAAUAUUAUUAACUAAAUAUGUUAACGAGAUUCACUGGCCAGAUAUUUCGUAUAAGCAAGCAUGUAUGUAUAUACUUAUAUAUAAUUAUAUACAAUUGAAAAACAAAAACAAAUUCGGAUUGAUUGAUUUGUAGUCCAUUUUAAAAUAAUAAUUGUGAUUUUCCAGCCAUCUAUAGAUUUGAAUUAAGCGAUACUCUAUAAAGUACUUAAAAAACUAAAAUUAGAAACACAAGUAGACGACUAUAUAUUUCUAAAUAUUAUAAUAAGCGGUUCUCAUUAAGCGAUUUAAUAUACCGUAAUUAAAAAGUCUCACAAUAUCGAUGAUUUAAAUUUACCGAUUUCUUUAUAUAUUGUUUUUAAAUAUUAUGCGCAAACAAAUACUGACGACACUAUGUUCCGUGUAUCACACCCUAUGGGCCUUAAGGCCUGCACAGGUCUCAAGAUGGCUCCAUCCAUUGCAUGUGUUGCACCUAAUGGAAAUCGGAUCGAGUCUUUUGGCGCAAACGCAACAGAAAUAUUCCUUAAUGCUCAGGUUAGACGCCAUGCCAGCACGGGUCAGGAGGAUGCGAAGCAACCCUGUUGCUAGGAGUUGCGCCAAUGACGACAAUGAAAAAACGCAAAUCAAUUACGUAGAACCGGCUGUCUUGGAAAUUGCCCUAAAUUGUCCAAAAGCUUUUUCAUAAUAAUUGUUCAAUAAACGUUUCUCCAUACAUAUCUACAGUUUAAACCGCCAUUUUUGAGCACGAACGUCGUUUCGCUAAGCUUCCAGGCCACAUGUUGUUAUACUAACUCAAUUUUUGCGCCGUUAUGCUCCUGACAUUUAAAACUGUUUAUAAACAAUUUCAUUUCGAAAGACUUUUUUCACAUUCUAUUGUUAGUAAAUAUUUUUAAAAUAUUUAGUGCACAUCCAUUUAAAAAUAAUACAAAUUUCUCAAAAGCUAGAAUAUUCUAUAACUCACUGUUUGUUUAAGUUGUAAAAUUUAAUAACUACGUAAGUGAAAGUAUUAUACACAAUUAAGUAACUGUAUGUUUCUUUGUAAUUUCACAAGUAAAUAGUCUAGAUAUCUACAUAUUAUAUUUAUUAAUAUGUACAUGGGUAAACGAAAUAAUUCACAUAAAUAUUGCCAUACUUUUCAAUGCAACUGUGCCAAUCAGCAUUGUUUAAUAUUCUCUUAUAACUAUAUAUUUACACUCAAUAUACUAAACAUUUGAAAUAUGCGUUUUUGUUAAAAAUUAUUUAAAAUAGAUUUGUUAAAUAAAACACCAGAAGACGCUGGA